This is a messenger RNA of Zerene cesonia (dogface butterfly), 3037 nucleotides long. RefSeq names its product protein hook homolog. Gene Ontology annotation, cellular component: ciliary basal body; centriole; ciliary transition fiber. The coding region runs from base 1 to 2964 and encodes 987 amino acids. The transcript is spliced from 11 exons. The record is from RefSeq and is a predicted model, not a curated record. Gene Ontology annotation, biological process: establishment of epithelial cell polarity; cilium assembly. Lineage: Eukaryota; Metazoa; Arthropoda; Insecta; Lepidoptera; Pieridae.
AUGAGUCUUGAUCUCGAUGAUCCAUUAGCCGGUAUUUUAAGUGAUGGCAGUGAUGAUAGCUUCUUUGAUGAUGAUAUAAUGGGAAAGAAAAAAACAAGUAAGAGUAAAGAUACUGCAACAGUUGAUAAAAAGAAAGCUUUGUUUGAUCUCGACAGCAUACAGGCUACGAAAACAAAUAAAAAUAUUUCUAACGAAGUGAAAGAUAUUUUUGAAUCUUCAAACAAAGACAAAGAAAUAAAUCUGGCAUCACGUAAAGCUUCCUUUAAAAUAGAAAAUAACAGCAAAACCAUUUCGUCGCCUGCACCAAUGAAACGAACAUUUUCAAAAGAUUCUGUCUCUCAAAAUAACGAUAAUAACAAACUGGACAAUUUUGUUAGUUCUCCAAGUGAAACAAAAAUGACUGGUAAAAGUGCAGAGAAGUUGGAUUUACUGGACGACCUAUUAGAAGACAAGAAAUCUAUAAAAACAGAAAAAGGCAAAAGUUCUCAGUCACUUCUUGAUGAUAUUCUGGGCGGUCCUUCUUUAAAAUCAUCAUCUAAUCAACAAAAAAAUACUGCCUUUGUUAAGAAUUCAGAUGUGGAUUUUGAUUCAUUAUUGGGAAAAACUGAAUUGAAACAAACCUUACUUUCCAAUAAUACGACUAAACCUUUGAUUUCCCAGAAAAAAGAAAUCAAAGAUGUUGAAAACACAAAAGUCAAACAAGUGCAACCAAAAAGUUCUACUGAGGACUGGCUUGGAAUUUUUAAAGAUAAAGAUGAAGCGGUCGUUGAAGAUGAAGCUGAUAUGCCUUCUUGGUUGACCGGAGGUGUAAAAAAGAAUAAGACGGAUCGAAAGGCAAAACCAGUGGUUGAAUUAACUGAAGAAACUACUACUAAAGCUCCAGACAUAGGAACACAUACAGUUCAAAAAGAAGAAUAUGUUUCAAAAGAUGGCAAAUUAGAAGAACUUAUGAAACCUCAACAAAAGUCUACGUUAGAGAUUUCAAAUGAUGACGUUACAUUAGAGGGAGCUGCUUUGUGUUUACAGCAACAGGAGGCACAGUUGAUGGUAGCACUACAAUUGAAGGCACAGGAUGAUAAACUAGCAGCUAUGCAAGAACGGCAGAAGGAAACUCAACGUGUUCAGCGUGAAACAACAAUGGCUCAUCACGAACAAUUAGACGCGAUGUUACGCCGACAAGCUGAGCAUAGGCAACAGAUGCAAGCGAUUAUCGCUUCACACCAGGAUAGAAUUAACCAGAGGAUAAAGGCUCUAUUAAUUAAUUCAAACGACAACGAUGGUACGAUCAAUGAUGAAAUUGAAAAAGGCGACGGAAGCAAAGAGAGUCCGUAUACGAGAGAAAAGAAACAGUUAAUACAAUUAGUACAGUCGCUACAAGAGAACCAUGACAAGGAAAUUGAUCUCAUGGAAACAUCGUACAGACGUCAAUUAGAUUUUCUCGAACUAUCGUAUACUCAAGCUGAAGAACGUAUGAAAGAGGAAACUGAAAAAUUGGUGAAAUUUUAUUCGGAAAAGAUAAGUUGGCUGGACGAACAUCAUCAGUUGUAUAAGAAAAUGGCGGAAGACAAUUUGAGUGAAUUAACAGAGAGGCAUAAAGCCGAAAAUGAUAUGCUGAGACAGCAACAUUUGGACAAUGUGAAGGUGCUGCAGGAACAUCAUGCAGCCCUUAUGGAAAAUAUCAGAAAUGCAGUAAAACAAGAGCAAGUACUUAUAAAAGAUUCGGCAGGAUUCUCGUCGGACUUACAAAUUCUCGUUACUGAUGUCAAAGAAAAUAAUAAGAAAUGCGAACACUUAUAUGAUAAAGUGGAAUCUUUGGUACAUGAGUCUCAACAUGAUGCAGUUAAAAGCUUGCAAAUAAGAGAGAAGCAGAUAAAUGAUAUUAUAGAACAGUUGAAGAAAGAUCGAGAAGAUUUUGAACGCGAUAAAGCAGAAAGUAAGGAUAUAGUUAAAAUGCUCGAAUCACGACUCCGGCAAAUGACAACGAUGAUGGAGGAAAAAACAGCAUCUUUGCGACAAAAGAAGAUGGAUUUUGAAUUCGAGAAAGCGACUUUCAGUAAACAAACCGAGUUCGCUAAAAACGUGCUGAAAAAGCAGGAUGAAGAAUUGAAGAUGCAAAAGGAAGAUCUACAAAAAGAAUACCAAGAUAAAUUGGCACGAAUUGAAGAAGAGAAGACGAAAGCUGUAAAAGAUUCUGCACUAGUUGCUAAGGAAAAAGCUUCGAUACAAAGCCUCAAACUGGAAAUAGAGAAAACGAAAGCCGAGUUAGAUGCGCACCUUCAAGAAGUAACGGAAGAGAGAUCGAAACUUAACGCUGAAAAACAAGAGCUGCAUAUAGAAGAACAAAGAAUAAUGGCUAAAAGUCGGGACUUAGACCUCCUCGCAAAAUCGGCAAUCGAGAGACAAUCACAAGCUGAAAAGAAGCUAUCCGAAGCAAACUUCAUACAGCAAAAGUACGAAGAUCGAAUUCGCAGGAUACAAGAACAUGUGGUGUCGUUGAAUAUGAGAGAGAAGCAGAUAGCAAAGGAAAAAGUCGCUCUAUCCCGGGAAAGGUUGACUUUACACAACGAAAGGAAGGAAUUGGAAAAUAAACAGUGCUCCUUGUGCCGUGGAACGAAUCAGGCGUAUUUGCCUGAGCCCAUCAUGCCAAUGGUGCAUUUCAAUAGGGAUUAUAAUGCACCACGGGAUUAUAGGAGAACGUUUGGCAAUAUGAACUCUAACAUUAAUGAUAUAGAGAUGGAAGUCUCGCAAUUGAUGGGAAGACCGUUUUUAGAUGAACGUACGGAAUUUGCUGGGGAUAAUGUUGAUAAUAUAGGACAAGAAACUCUGAACCACGAAUCUGGUCGAUUUAAGAGUCACAUGGAUCCUAAAUUCAUGAUGCUGCGGUUAGAUGUACAAAGGGUUAUUAAUAAUUUGGAUCGAAAUAAACAAGAAGACGAAGAGCACACGAAACAAGAAAAUCCAUGAUUUAAUUGUCAUUAAAGACAAUUGCAGAUAUUCAAAACGUAACAUUAAAAGGAAAAAAGGAUGAAUUUUGAGC